This is a messenger RNA of Schistocerca cancellata (South American locust), 1863 nucleotides long. RefSeq names its product piggyBac transposable element-derived protein 3-like. Bases 1 to 1863 code for a protein of 620 amino acids. The transcript has 2 exons. Lineage: Eukaryota; Metazoa; Arthropoda; Insecta; Orthoptera; Acrididae. The record is from RefSeq and is a predicted model, not a curated record.
AUGUCAGCAUGGAUUCCCGCGAGUUUCAGCGGUCUGGCGCGUAAAGUGACGAGUGUUUUUGUUUCAUUUAAAGUAAUUAAACCUUUCCUGACUUCUUCAGUGUCAGAUGCACAGAUCCUUGAAGAGUUGGACAGACCUCUGGAGUUCGAUGGAGACAUCUCAGAGCUUGAAUGUUUAUCCAGUGAUGAAGAAUGCAAUGAAGAUACUGUUUUAGCACCAGAAGUGGAAAGUGAUGACGAUUCGUGUGAAGUUGUCUCAGAUACUGUGACUGAUCAGUUUGGCAGACAGAAAUCCAGAAAUGUUCCCCCUUGGCGCCAUACAGACGUCUUUGAGCCGUUACCACCUGCACCAGCAUUUGAAGAAACUGUUUGGCAAGGGAAACAUUGUGAGACAAGAGAAUAUUUUCUUAAAUAUAUUCCUUACAGUGUUUUUGAGCUGUUGUCAUCCUGUAGCAAUCAGUCAUCUUUUUCACGCACAGGGAAAUCACUAAAUACAACUCCUGAAGAGAUUAUGACAUUUUUUGGCAUCUCAAUCAAGAUGUCAUGCCUUGGCUACCCCAGAUUAAAUAUGUAUUGGGCUUUCGGGACGAGAGUGACUGAUGUAGCAGGGAAAAUGUCAAGGAAGCGGUUUUUUGCAAUCAGAAGUGCACUGAAACUAGUUACAGACAAUGAUGUGUCUAGUGAUGUGAGAGCAAAAGAUAAAUAUUGGAAAAUUCGUCCUUUGCUAAACACCGUCAGAGCAGGUUGUUUACAAAAUCCUAGGACACAGAAGGUGUCCAUUGAUGAACAGAUGAUUCCUUUCUGGGGCAAGACAACGAUGCGGCAAUACAUUCGUGGAAAGCCUAAUCCGUGUGGCCUCAAGAAUUUCGUUUCCACAUCUCCAGAUGGAUUACCACUUGACUUUUUCAUGUAUGAAGGGAAAGGUGACAGUAUACUGGAAGGCUAUGAUUACUUGAACAUUGGCGGAAAGGUAGUAAUGAGACUGGCAACUACGCUACCUGAAGGGUCUAUAAUUUAUAUGGACCGAUACUUUACGUCGGUUGAGCUCCUAGACUGUCUACACUCAGACAGAGGCUGUCAGGCUACAGGGACAAUACAGUCUUGUAAAGUUCCAAGAGCGAGCGAUCUUCAGUCGGAUACAGAAAUGAAAAAGGCAGGUCGGGGUGCAGCUGAUCAGUCUGUUCGUGGUGAUGGACAAAUUGCCAUUAUUAAAUGGUAUGACAACAAAUCUGUAAUUGUUGCCUCAUCUGCAGAAGGAAAAUUGCCUCUGGGACGGUGCAGGCGUUGGUCAAAGCAAGACAAACAAUACGUAAAUAUCAGCAGGCCUCUUGCUAUCGAAAAAUAUAAUGAAAAUAUGGGUGGGGUCGACAUGCUGGAUCGUGUCAUUGCUGUUUACAGACAAAGUGCAAGAUCGAGAAAGUGGACAGUGCGAAUGAUCCUGCAUCUCUUUGAUUUUGCUUGUGCUGCAGCUUGGAUAGAGUACAGGAGAGACUGUAAUGCACUGAAGAAAAAAAGGAAGAAUACGAUGGACUACCUACAAUUUAAAAUUGACGUAUCAGAGUGGCUUAUCCAUUCAGGAAAUGAUGUAUCUGAUAUUAAUGAUGAAUCUACAGAUGGAGAUAAAGAAGUAGAUAUCGCCUCCAGCUCCUUGAAAAGAAAAAGUAUUCCAGCACCAAUUCCGAGUGAUGCUAAACGAAAGAGCAGUGCUAUUCACAUGCCAGAGGUCACCAACGAUGAAAAGACUCAUCGUUGUAGGCGACCAGGAUGUAAAAGUGUAAGAGCACGAGUUUUCUGCACAGAAUGCAAGAUUCAUUUGUGCCUCGCGAAGGGCAGAAAUUGUUUUCGAGAUUUUCACACGAACUGA